Molecule: messenger RNA, 2025 nt
Organism: Helianthus annuus (common sunflower)
Lineage: Eukaryota; Viridiplantae; Streptophyta; Magnoliopsida; Asterales; Asteraceae
Product: GTPase LSG1-2
Exons: 7
Coding region: 142-1851 (569 amino acids)
Cellular component (GO): cytosol
Molecular function (GO): GTP binding; GTPase activity
Source: RefSeq, a predicted model, not a curated record
AACACGUCUACAAAAGGCGGUUAACAUGAACAUUUUAGGUUUGGCUUCUUGUAUUUAGGCAGCCGAUUGCCCCAUUCAACCAGCAAUCCAUACAUACAUAUUCCGUUAGCCGUAACCAAAAAAACACCUUAUUUGUUGUUGAUGGGGAAAAACGAUAAAUCAUCGUUGGGAAGAGCCCUAGUUAAGCAUCACAACCACAAAAUCCAAGAAUCCAAAGAAAAGGGUCAGCUUUACUACAAACAGCACAAAAAGGUCCUUGAAUCCGUUACCGAUGUUGCCGAUAUUGACGCCGUUAUCCAGCAAGCCGACGAUGCUGUGCGCCUUUUCUCCGUUGAUAACCCCGCCGCCGUCAAUACCCUUAUUGAUUUAGAGUCAGGUUCUAGCACCAGUGAGCUGACUCCUCAUGAAAGAAGAGAAAACCAAAAGAAAGAGGAAGCUUUGCAUGCUAGCAGUCUUAAUGUUCCAAGAAGACCAGCAUGGAAUGCCAACAUGACUGUUGAAGAACUUGACUCUAAUGAAAGGCGUGCCUUUUUAGUUUGGCGCCGUAGUCUUGCAAGGCUUGAGGAGAAUGAUAGUCUUGUUCUUACUCCAUUUGAGAAGAAUCUGGAUAUAUGGAGACAACUUUGGAGGGUUCUUGAACGUAGCGAUUUGCUUGUCAUGGUGGUUGAUGCACGAGAUCCACUGUUUUAUCGUUGUCCUGACCUGGAGGCAUACGCUAGAGAGAUAGAUGAGCAUAAAAGGACACUGCUCCUGAUUAACAAAGCGGAUCUUUUGCCAUAUUCCGUGAGACAGAAAUGGGCCGAUUACUUCCAGCUUCAUGGUAUUUUGUAUCUCUUUUGGUCUGCCAAGGCUGCAACAGCAGAGUUAGAAGGAAAACAACAUGUUUCUUCUUCGCAAGAAACCGUUGACGAGGACACAAAAAUAUACGGGAGGGAAGAGUUGUUAUCCCGUUUACAGUCGGAAGCAGAGGAAAUAGCCCGUAUGAGAACCGACUCACAGCAAAAUUCAACUGAUGUGAAAACCGAACAUGUAACCGUUGGAUUCGUGGGGUACCCUAAUGUUGGAAAAAGUUCAACGAUCAACGCUUUAGUUGGUGCAAAACGAACGGGCGUGACAUCUACCCCUGGGAAAACCAAACAUUUCCAGACGCUUAUAAUUACCGAAAAGCUGACUUUAUGCGACUGUCCCGGAUUAGUAUUCCCGUCUUUCACAAGCUCGAGAUAUGAAAUGAUUGCAUCUGGGGUUUUACCGAUCCACAGAAUGACUGAGCAUCGGGAAGCGGUACAAGUGGUUGCAGACCACGUUCCACGCCACGUCAUCGAGGGUGUCUACAAUAUCAAACUACCAAAACCGAAGCCGUACGAGCCUGAAAACCGACCUCCUUUUGCAUCAGAACUUUUGAGGUCAUACUGCGCGUCUCGUGGGUACGUUGCAUCUAGUGGACUCCCUGAUGAAACAAAAGCCGCUCGUCAAAUUCUGAAGGAUUACAUCGACGGAAAGCUGCCUCAUUACGAACUGCCACCUGGCAUGUCGGACGAAGAGGAUGGUUCAAGAGAUGCAGGUGGGUCCGACGCGAGUGAGAGUGAUGAAUCGGAUUCUGGUGAAGGAACGAGGCUUGAUGACGUGAUGGAUGACCUUAAGUCAUUUGACGUGGCUAAUGGGUUAGGUCCUGGUAACGUGGUUCGUGGGGCUCGGAAAAAGGCGAGCUCGAGUGCGUCUUAUAAGCAGCAUAAGAAGCCUCAAAGAAAGAAGGAUAGAGCAUGGAGGGUUAAAGACGAUGGAAGUGAUGGGAUGUCGGUGGUGCGGGUGUACCAGAAGGCGGCCAAUGUUGGGUCGGUUAUGGCUAAGUGAUAAAAUUGGAUUAUGAAUGUUUUGUAUGAAUUUAUAAUGUCAUGUGAUGCACAUGAAUAGAAGAAUAUGAUUGAUUGUUUGUUUGUUUGUUUGUUUGGGUUUUGACCUUUGAAGUUCUGUUGGAAUUUCAUAUGUUGUUUGUGGUUCUAUAUUAAAACAAACCUUUCAUCACCA